This is a messenger RNA of Zootermopsis nevadensis, 2114 nucleotides long. Its product is annotated as retinol dehydrogenase 12-like. The record is from RefSeq and is a predicted model, not a curated record. Lineage: Eukaryota; Metazoa; Arthropoda; Insecta; Blattodea; Termopsidae.
UUUGGAAGCUACGUUGUUAAUCUCGAGGCAUUUCUACAAGCCUCACGAUGGUUUGCUGUUCAAAGUACGAUGGAAAAACACGAUUGGAUGGAAAGACAGCUAUUGUCACCGGUUCAAAUACGGGUAUUGGCAAAUACACUGUUUUGGAUUUCGUAAAGAGAGGAGCGCGGGUUAUCAUAGCCUGCAGAGACACCACGAAGGGCGAGGAAGCAGCCAAGGAUAUCCGUAAACUGACGGAGAACGUGGAGGGGGCAGGUACAGUGGAUGUCGUGUGCCUGAACCUGGGAUCCCUCGCCUCCGUGCGGAAGUGUGCACAGGACCUCCUUAGGACAGAGGACAAGAUCCAUCUUCUAGUCAACAACGCAGGGGUCAUGGCGUGUCCCCAAGGCAAGACAGAAGAUGGGUUCGAGACCCAGUUUGGGGUCAACCACUUGGGUCAUUUUCUGUUCACUUGUUUGCUUCUGAAUCGUAUUAUCCGGUCAGCCCCCGCUAGGAUCGUCAAUGUAUCGUCUAGUGCGCAUGACUGGGGAACAAUGAAUUUUGAGGAUAUAAACUUGGAGCAGUCUUACACCCCCAUCAAGGCGUACUGUCAGAGCAAAUUGGCUAAUGUGUUGUUCAGCAAGGAGCUGGCAAAAAGACUUCAAGGUACGGGGGUGACCACGUAUUCUGUGCACCCUGGGGUAGUCAUCACGGACCUUCAGCGUCAUAUGGACGACACCUUCUUCAAAGGAGCACAGUCUUUAUUCCAUGGAAUUGGGUCCUUCUUCUUGAAGAAACCUGAGGAGGGAGCUCAAACUACGAUCUACUGCUCAGUGGACGAGAAGUUGGCCGAUAAAACAGGGCUCUACUACAGUAAUUGCAAAGAGAAGUCGUCAUCAACCCAAUCCUGCGACCCUGAGGCGGCCAGGAAGCUUUGGGAACUGAGUAUGAAGUUGGUGGGCCUGGGUAAUUGGAACGCCAUCACAGCGGGCGACGUUGCAUCACGGAACUAACCUGCAAGGCACUGCGCAUGUCUGACGGAGCUAAUGUAUCAGCACAAGGCGAGAACGUCACAUGAUAGUAACAACCACACCUUUACUUAAGGUUUUUAGUGUAGAGUGACUUAGCAUUAAUUAAUCACGUAACUCGCCAAAACAAUAUUUAAUAACUUAUUCUGUAACGCAAAGAGAACACAACACACACCAUUACAAAGAUUAAUGUACCCACUAGUCUUUAUAAGGUAAAUUCUGUUUUAACAUAUGACGAUCUGAAUCAGGCUGCCACGUUUAGGUGAAAAUAAUGAAAAAAUAAGCAGGAGUAAUGUUUUUUGGAAGCUUGAUGAAGGCUGAGAAAUUAUGGUAUGACAAGUUGCUUACACUGAACGAAGUUCAAACGAAGGGUUAAGGGACCACAGACGUCUUCAGAGGGUGGAGGGAUGAACUUUUAAAUCUGUCAUUUUAACGUUUUGAAGACUGGAUAGGCUAAUUAAUGACUGAUGUCAGAGAUGUGAUUGAUGAUGGGUGUUUCUGAUGAUGUUGGUUAUGACGAAUUACAAAGGAGAUAUUUUUUUUUCAAGUUUCUCUUGAUAGAAAUUUUUCUUGAAAAGACGUGUCGGGCUUUAUGGAAAAUAUAUGAUGGAAUCUAUGGGUUUCUGUGAAGGUUGUGUUCUGGUAGAAGUUUAUCGCUUAACAAUUUCUACGAUCACAUGGCGUACCAUUCCAGAAGACAAGCAUUUCAUUGUAACGUGGACAUUGUAUUUCUGAAUUUCAAAUUUAAAGUUAUUUUCUGUAAAUUUAUUCCUACUUUAUGCUGGUCUCUGUUAAUUAAGAUAAAUGAACAGAUUAUGUUCCUUACACCGGAAAAUAAAAUAACGAUUCUACGGCUAAUGUAAUUCCUCAGUGCUGACAAUCUGCUAGUACAAAAUUCUUUCUUAAAUUACUUUCACAUUCAGCAGCAAAUAUAAGAUCUAUUAAAACUAUAGGAUUUUUUUUAAACAUAACAGCGUGGAAUUUUACUCCAAAUAUUUUACACCAGAGUGCACACCCAGGCCUUGAGUUUGUCAAAUGCUUUUCAGCCGAAAAUGUAUAAAUUUGCAUUGAUUUCCUAUCGUGAAUAAACUGAACCUCUUCUUGAAA